AUGGAUAAAAUAUCGACUGAAAUACCAACGAACGGACCUACUGGUUCAAUAAUGACUCCAACUGAAAAACGUGCUCUGAGUGAAGUCAUGCACAACACAAAACGUUCAGGUGGUAAUUAUGGUAGCUUAGCUAAAUCACAAAUACAACCAACAUUUUAUAUUUGUCAUAAACUUGAAAUCAAUGAUACUAUGCAAAGACUUGCUUUAAAAUAUAAUGUCAAUAUUCAGGAAAUUAAACGUAUAAAUAAAUUAUGGUCAGACGCUGAAUUAAGUUUACUUGAAAAUGUAUAUAUUCCAGUUAAUUUAUCUCUAUUAUCAACACUACGAACAUUAUAUCCAGAUUUAAAUGUUGUUCAAAAUCUAUCGCCAACUGCAAUUCGCGUUGGAAAAACAUCAACGAAUGGAAAUGAUGAAGGAACAUCAGAUAGUUCAGUUUCUAUCCAAUCUACUACAACAAAUAAUACUUCAUUUCAAGAUUAUUUUUCCAAAAUUGACCAACAAAUACAAACAUCAAAAAAAUCUUUAGAAACAUUUGAUGUUAAAAAACAACAUCUAUUACCUCAGUCAAACGAUACAUCUUAUUCAUCUAAUGAUGAUAAUAAUAAUGAUUUAAAUUCUUCUCAAAAUACACGUACAACGAUUUGGAAUAAUGGACGACAUAAAGAUAUUCAUCAUCUAUCAGAUAAUAAUAUAACAGCACAAAAUCAACGUGAAAAACAUAUUUCAGCUGCGCUACAACGAAUUCAACAAGAAAAAGAUGAUUUUGAUGAACUUUAA
Adineta steineri is the source of this 777-nucleotide messenger RNA. Lineage: Eukaryota; Metazoa; Rotifera; Eurotatoria; Adinetida; Adinetidae. The record is from the annotation of a GenBank genome assembly.